Helianthus annuus (common sunflower) is the source of this 553-nucleotide messenger RNA. RefSeq names its product histone H3.2. Lineage: Eukaryota; Viridiplantae; Streptophyta; Magnoliopsida; Asterales; Asteraceae. The record is from RefSeq and is a predicted model, not a curated record. Gene Ontology annotation, molecular function: DNA binding; protein heterodimerization activity; structural constituent of chromatin. The transcript has a single exon. The coding region runs from base 54 to 464 and encodes 136 amino acids. Gene Ontology annotation, cellular component: nucleosome.
UCGUCCAUCACAUCACACAUUUUUUCCAAACCCUGAAAAAACCUUCUCCAAAAAUGGCAAGAACAAAGCAAACUGCUCGCAAAUCAACCGGUGGAAAAGCACCGAGAAAGCAAUUGGCAACAAAAGCCGCUCGGAAAUCGGCUCCGGCGACUGGAGGAGUGAAGAAGCCGCACAGAUUCAGGCCAGGAACGGUGGCGCUACGAGAGAUCCGGAAGUACCAGAAGAGUACGGAGUUGUUGAUCCGAAAGCUUCCGUUUCAACGGCUAGUGAGAGAAAUCGCACAGGAUUUUAAAACCGAUUUGAGGUUUCAGAGUAGUGCGGUUGCUGCGCUGCAAGAGGCGUCAGAGGCGUAUUUGGUAGGGUUAUUUGAAGAUACGAAUCUGUGUGCGAUUCAUGCUAAAAGAGUUACAAUUAUGCCAAAAGAUAUGCAGCUAGCCAGGAGGAUCAGAGGGGAAAGGGCUUAAGUUUAUCAAAAAUAUUGUAUGGUCAUGGAUUCUAUCUUUUAAUGGAGAUUAACUUGUUAAAUGCAUGGUGUCUUGCAGUUAUUCUUUAA